AUGACUAUCCAUAUUAGCCGGAUCGAAGAUCUAGUUUCAAGACUUGAGAAGCGGACUCAAACACACAAGAGGAGCCUAAUCGCUAUUGCAGGGAUCCCUGGUGCAGGCAAGUCGACAUUAGUGGAGCGAUUGGCACAAGAGUUGAUCCAACGCGACAUUACAUGCAAGGUAUUUCCCCAAGAUGGUUACCAUUACUACAGAGAGCAAUUAGCCGAAUUUAAGGAUCCGGAGGAGGCAUUCCGUCGUCGUGGUGCUCCGUUCACAUUUGACUCGGACAGGUUUAUAGGAGAUAUUGAGAAAGUGCGAGACGGUCAAAACAUCUGGGUACCGCUGUUUGACCACAGCAAGAAAGACCCCGUGGAGCACAGUAUCGAGAUUCCGAGUGACACGCAGGUUAUCCUAGUUGAGGGAAACUAUGUAGGGCUCGACGACGAACCGUGGGCGAAAACGAAAAACUUAUGUGACGAGUUGUGGUUCCUAGACACGGACCAUGACUUGGUUCGCGAGAGAAUCAUUAAGAGACAUGUAUCAAGCGGAGUUGCCCGGAGCGUGGAAGAGGCUACUGAACGGGCUUUGGGUCUGGAUUGGCAAAAUGCGCUUUACGUUUUACACCACACGAGGAUACCUGAUGUCGUUAUCCGGAGUUAA
This is a messenger RNA of Clavispora lusitaniae ATCC 42720, 648 nucleotides long. RefSeq lists its product as uncharacterized. Gene Ontology annotation, cellular component: cytoplasm. Gene Ontology annotation, molecular function: ATP binding; kinase activity. The record is from RefSeq and is a predicted model, not a curated record. Lineage: Eukaryota; Fungi; Ascomycota; Pichiomycetes; Serinales; Metschnikowiaceae.